AUUUCAUUCAAUUACAGAUGACAAUGAAGCAGAUCAAGUCAACGGGUAAAAUGAUGAGGAAAUCCUGUCAACCCAAAAAUAAUGUCGAAGACGAAAAAAUCGAUCCACUCAAUGACGGAGUAUUUAUUGAAGAAAAAGAAGUGAUGUGCUACGUAGCAUGUAUCAUGAAAAUGGCAAACACGAUGAAAAAUGGAAAACUGAAUUACGAAGCGGCAAUCAAACAAGCCGACAUGCUUUUGCCUGAUGAGAUUAAAGAACCGACAAAGGCUGCAAUAACUGCCUGUAGAAAAGUCGCUGACUCGUAUAAAGACGUCUGCCAGGCUUCAUUCUACGUGACGAAAUGUAUUUACAAAGAAAAUCCAGAUAUAUUCUUUUUCCCAUAA
Messenger RNA from Papilio machaon (common yellow swallowtail), 383 nucleotides. Its product is annotated as general odorant-binding protein 72-like. The coding region runs from base 18 to 383 and encodes 121 amino acids. Gene Ontology annotation, cellular component: extracellular region. Gene Ontology annotation, molecular function: odorant binding; dibutyl phthalate binding. Gene Ontology annotation, biological process: sensory perception of smell; olfactory behavior. The record is from RefSeq and is a predicted model, not a curated record. Lineage: Eukaryota; Metazoa; Arthropoda; Insecta; Lepidoptera; Papilionidae. The transcript is spliced from 4 exons.